AUGGCCAAAGUCAAACAGAAGGUUGCCGGACAAGGUGCGGCGGGUGCCUCAACCCGCGCUGCCCAGGUUGCAAGACAGAAGAAGCAUAAAAUUGCUGUGCAAGGGGAUCCCAAAGAUAAGAAACUAUCCACGGUGGUCGCAUUUACGGAAAACCCUCCUCCAGGAUACACGUUCAUCGCUGCAGGAAAUCCCGAACUUACCAAUGCGUUGAAAGAAUUCGCCAGCCGUGGCCAGCACAAGAUCUUUGUCGUCACUAUCACCCCUCAUGCCAAACGCCACGAGUUAUCGAGACAAAUCCAUCGCGUCGGCUAUCAUUUCCCUACCACGGUCGUCGAUCAAGUCUGUGCCCAUUAUGGCAUCCGUCUCAACAACAGAGGUGAACUCAUCGACGAGUCCAAGGAUGAAGAUCUCUUCCGCCGGGUAUAUCAGAACGCUGACGGCCAACGUCCGGCUGAAGAGAAGGAUCAGGUAACAAUCAACACGGAAGCCAAACAAACAAUCAAAGAUUUGUUCCCGAAAAUUCCGGACAGUGAUCUAUUUAGGAUCAUCAAGCACGCUUUCCAGCUGAGUGACGCCAGAGUUGGGACCGCGCAAGAAUUGAGCCUGCUUCGGAGAGCCCACCUCGCCGUCGUCGCCCAUAUUCGACAUAACUACACGUCAUACGACAAAUUGCUAAAGCACGUACAAUACAACGAAGCUCGCCACCAGGUUGAAAAGGAAACUCUCGAAAAAAUCAUUGAGUGGCGUGGUGGGGAAGACAUGGCUCUUGAAGAUACCGGUCAUGCUGCCGACGAUCUCCUCAGGGAUGUCAUUGUCAUCUCCGACGAGGAUGCUUCCGAGGGCGAGGCGGAUGAUGUUCAACCUCUACCUCAAGAGCAGGUCCGUGUUGAGGAGCUUCCGGCCGCAGCCCACGGUCGAGGUUAUGACCGCUCCCCUUCUCCAGUGGUAGAAGCGCAGCGCGAACGUUACCAGCAGCAUCCACGACUUGUGCAGAGCUACAGACCUACUGAAGCCGAAAUCGCUCAACGGAACCAGACCAGGUACGCUGUCUGGGACCAAGUGAGACGGGACUAUCACUCCAGAAUAGCCCAGACACCUACCACAGGCGUGGACAGAGUCUACAACCCCGAACCUGCUCAGGCGUCUCGCAUCCUGAUACCCCUCGACGAUACUGCCCCUCGACCUGCUCCGCUGUUUCGAUACGAAGUACCUGCGCAAAGACCCGUGAGGAUAGAAUACGAGCCGCUUCCGCCACCUCGACCGAAUCCGCCACAGUUUAUUCGAGAUGCCAAUGGCAACCUUUUCGAACGGGUUGAUUCUCAGCCACGCGCGACACCCGUGGAGACAUCGCAACGCCACUACCAACACGAGGCCCCAGCAAUGACUGGGGCGCUGCACCUGAUGGGUCUUACGCUCCAUCUCGGCUACGCCGCAACCCCUUCGACAGAGAAGUAG
Molecule: messenger RNA, 1455 nt
Organism: Cladophialophora yegresii CBS 114405
Lineage: Eukaryota; Fungi; Ascomycota; Eurotiomycetes; Chaetothyriales; Herpotrichiellaceae
Exons: 5
Coding region: 1-1455 (484 amino acids)
Source: RefSeq, a predicted model, not a curated record